Messenger RNA from Branchiostoma belcheri (Belcher's lancelet), 6455 nucleotides. RefSeq lists its product as uncharacterized. The transcript is spliced from 8 exons. The coding region runs from base 667 to 6429 and encodes 1920 amino acids. The record is from RefSeq and is a predicted model, not a curated record. Gene Ontology annotation, biological process: siRNA processing. Gene Ontology annotation, molecular function: RNA-directed RNA polymerase activity. Gene Ontology annotation, cellular component: nuclear RNA-directed RNA polymerase complex. NCBI's taxonomy places the organism in Eukaryota, Metazoa, Chordata, Leptocardii, Amphioxiformes, Branchiostomatidae.
UCCGAAACUAUCCUGGUUUCGGUCAAUUCAAUUUUCCUUCUUUAUCAAGCUACGUCUUGUCUCUGUUCCAGUAUUUAGGACAUCCCGAUGCCCAGCUAAAGGAUACAACUUUUAUGCUGCUCAAUUAUCAUAGGCGGAACUUGAUGAAGACAAUGACCUUUGGCAGCACUCGGAGCUCAAAAGUGCACAAAACAUCGCGUGACGUCAGCAUUGGCACCGUGCCCCAAACACGAACUGAACAACAUUGAAACAGGUCAGAAUGUGAUAUGAUUUCUAUGUUGAAGAGAAUCAUAGUUCAGAAGCGUGUAAAUAUGCCACCUUUACUGUGUAAAGUAAGCAAGCCGAUCGGUUUCGGUGCGUUUUGGGGUUGAUUUUGUCAGUAGGUGAACUAUAGCAACGCUGGGAGGAAGUAACGCUUCAAUGCGUGUAAAUAGCUGGUGCCCAGCGCCGGCCAAAGGCACAGUGCCCUACAGUGCCCAGCGCUCAGCCUUCAUGUCAUGAUCAAAGCCCGGCAACAAGCGCUCAGCACAGAACGUGGUGAAGAGAGUCAACAAUUUAGCUAGAAGAUGUUAAUGAUAUUUGUUUUGAUUGAAUGGUGCCUAUAUAUAGCGUUAUAUAACGGUUAUUUUGCUAAAUCAUGACUGUUAAACGGCAUUCACAGUAGAGAUGGAGGCAAUACAAGAUGCAACCUUGGACAGUGAAGAAAGUGUUACCGCCGGACUGCAGGCCCUUUCUCUCUCGACACCUGCGGUUGACCCGGAGGCACAAGCACUUCAAGCAAAGGUUCACAACGCCAAGGAUCCUGCGUCACAAGACUACGUCAAACGGGCUUUCCUACAAUUCUCACGAAGUCUCACUUGGCAGGAUGACACAGCGCAGCAGGAUGGGGCGCAUGUCGUUACCUUUUCCCCCCUCGACUCCCAAGUUGUGAGCAUGUCCGCCAUAUGCGGACAGUGGUGUCGCGCCGUGGAAGCGGGGAAGCCCUACUGGCUGGAAAUCCCCCCGAACCAGCUGCUGACGAUGGAGCGGUCGUCACCGAAGCCGACACAACUGACGUCUCUGCAAGUCUUGGAUGUCGCCAGGGUCUCUUUCGGAUGUUUCCUCGAUCACAGCACCUUCAUCAGCCACUGGACGGAUGAAUAUGAUGACUACGAUGAGUUGUACUCGCAGUACAUGAAACUGCACCUGGAACACGACAUCCAGUCCUUGUCUCUGUACCUCUGUGUCGACAUUCCCUACGAAGACACCGGAGGUCCGACAGAGAAGCUGAUCAUCCCCUACUCCGGCAUUGAAAAUUUCGUCCUCGUGUGUUCUCGCAACAGCGGAGACUUGAUGUUGUUCUUUCCGCUCAAUAGCGUGCCGCGUUGUUUCAAAGAAAAGACGAGCACAAACAGGUUUGGCGACGAGUUCGUCCAGGAGGACAGGAUUCUAUCCUUCUCCUCCUGUACUCCUGACAUUAUGGGUUCCAGCUCGGUACUAGCGGUGCACAUAAUUGACAAGUCCGCAGACGGCUCCGUCACAGAGGACGUGCUGCACAGGCUGCAAAAGGUCGGCUUUGACAUCUACUUUUCGUCGACAAGGGUUGAAGAGGCCCGACAAUCCACAGCUGGUCUGGACAGAGUGAAUGACUUCAGGGACUUUUCAGUGACGUAUGCAUUGCAGUGCCUGCUGUCCAGGGGAUACAAAGUCUCGGACCGUGUCCUGCCGUCGUUUUUCUCCAACUUGGAAGCCGCCGUAAGACAAGACCCAAUCGCCACAGCUGCCGCUCUCCACCAGGUGGCAGACGGUUGGGUCGACAGGGACUGCUUCUGUGACUUGGAAGCGGCAUUUCUAACAGAGCUGGAUGUGGCGCGUACUGUGGGGAGCCAAAACGACGCGGACGACCUCCCCGACCACUACGUCUACGCGAGGAAGGUGGUGGUCACGCCCACUCAAAUGCUGUUCCUCAAACCCGAGCCCAUCGUCGAGAACAGGGUGGUUCGAGAAUACGGCGUCGACAACUUCAUCCGUGUCGCUUUUCGAGACGAAGACUUCAACAAGCUAACAGCUCCGAACCCCAACUCCAUCAAGUGCGUGACUUCACGGGUGAAGGACGUCCUACAGAGAGGAAUCAGGAUAGGAGGACGCCAGUUCGAGUAUCUCGGUUCCUCCAACAGCCAGAUGAGGGAGCACGGGUGCUGGAUGUACUCGGCUGCGGGCGGGAUGACGGCGGCGGCGAUCCGCGGCUGGAUGGGGGACCUGUCCCACGAGCGCUGCGUGGCCACGUACGUCUCACGGCUGGGCCAGUUCUUCUCCUCGUCUCGGGAUGCAGUCAAAGUUAGCGUCGAGGACCGGAGCGUCGCCUUGAUCGGUGACGUCAUGUCAAGUUCCAGGGAAUACACGUUCUCCGACGGCAUCGGAAAAAUCUCCGUCCCACUUGCUGAAAAGGUCGCGGAUGCUCUGGGCGUCUCUCCUGUCCCUUCUGCCUUCCAAAUUCGGUACGGCGGCUGUAAGGGCGUGCUGGCGCAGGACCCCACCCUGGGCGACACGGACCUCAUCCACAUUAGGGACAGCAUGAAGAAGUUCGACUCCGAGCACAAAACUCUCGAGGUGACGUCCGUCACCACCCCAGGUGCCCUGAGUCUGAACAGACAGGCCAUCACGCUGCUGUCUGGUCUCGGCGUGCCCGACGCGGAGUUCUUCAAGUUACAGGAGCGCGUGCUCAACCAGCUGGCGGAGAUGCUGCUUCUGGACGCCGCGGCUGUCAAGGCGCUGUCUGGCGCCCGGGUGGGCAUAAAUUUCCAGGCCCUCCACAACAGCGGCAUCUCGCUGACGACGGAGCCGUUCUUCCGGUCGAUGUUGUUGGCUGUCUACCGGAAUCAGAUGGGGGAACUCCUCCGGCGUACCCGGAUACAACUCCCUGCUGGGGAGGGCCGGAUCAUGAUGGGGACGAUGGACGAAACCGACAGGUUGCAGUACGGACAAGUUUUCCUCCAGUACUCUCGGGACACAGACAAGGCACAGGCAGAGAAAGUCGUCCACGAAGGUCAGGUCACCGUCACUAAGAACCCCUGCUUCCACCCCGGGGACAUGCGGAAGUUCACGGCCGUGGACGUACCGGAGCUCCGCCACAUGGUCGACUGCAUCGUCUUCCCGUCGCGUGGACGCCGCCCCCACCCCGACGAGAUGUCCGGGUCCGACCUGGACGGCGACAUGUACUUCGUGACGUGGAGGGAAGGCCUUAUCCUACCGAGAGAGAACGUCCCAGCCAUGGACUUCACCGCGCAGCCGAAGAAGGUUCUUUGCCGGCCCGUCGACGUGUCGGACAUGAUCGAGUUCUUCGCCGAGUACAUCAAGAAUGACCAGCUGGGGCUGAUCGCGAACGCCCAUCUCGUCCAUGCAGACAAGGAGACUAAUGGCAUCUUCUCACAGAAGUGUAAGGAACUGGCGCAGCACCAUUCAGACGCGGUUGACUUCCCGAAGACUGGCCAGUGCCCCGAGCUGAAGGGAGAUCUCAGACCCGACAAGUACCCCGACUUCAUGAUGAAAUCAGACAAGCCACAAUACCGAUCGGAGAAGAUCAUCGGGAAGUUGUUUCGCCAGUGUCAGGCCCUGGAUAAUGCGCAGCGCUUUAGCCCUGAUCCGGUCGUGGAAGACGACAGGGUUGACCAAGACUUGUUCCGCGAGGGGUUUCAGUCUUACACCGACGACGCACAGGCGCAACUGAACAUCUACAACACAAAGAUAAGGUCCAUCAUGUCUCUGUACGGCAUAGCCAGUGAGGGAGAGGUAGUGUCAGGCUGCAUUCUCAAGGUCAAGCAGCGACUGGGUCUCCUGAGGAACGAGCGUUUCGAAGUCACUGAAUACGUCAGGGCGAGGUUCAAGACUCUUUGGAGGAAGACUCGUGCUGAGUUCUUCCGACAGUUCGAAGAGGACGAGUUACCCUCGGACAGACGCAGGGAAGAGCAGCUGAAGAAGGCCUCGGCCUGGUACGUGGUCACCUAUUCUGACGACUACAGCAACAAACCCCACGGAGCAUCGCCCAAACUUCUCAGCUUCCCCUGGGUGGUGCAUGACGUACUGGGAGGUCUGAAGAAGAGCGCUCAUGGGCUGGAGCCAGGAGAAGUCUACCAGGAAGACAUGAACAAGGCCGUCGUGUCCAUCUCCAGAAGCGUGAAGGGACACUCUGAUUUUCAACUCACACGAAUCCAAGAGGCCCGAACGAAACAGGAAGAACUUUUUCGAAAAAUACAGGCGGAAAUUGAAAGUUUUGUGGAUGGCGUCAAACUCACACUGAUCGGUCCCGGCCUGACGAGGAUUUGUGACGACAACUCAACAGUUGAAAUCUUCAUUUCACAAGACGACGGCGCACAGGAGGAAGACGUCUCCGACCAGCAAAUGCUCAAUUCAGUUUUCCAUGCCAUUAAAUCUAAGCUGAAGGAGGCCACUCACGUAAAAGCAGGGGAGGGAUUGACGUUUCUGUUCAAAACAGGACCAAGAACAAAGUCGACAGUCCACAUGACGUCCUCGCUGCUCUACCUAAGGAGGACGGCUUACAUCAACCUCCACACAGCACGGCGCCCGGACCUACUGGCGGUGAUACAUGUUUUAAUGGACUGGGCACGGAAGUUUCGCAUCUGCGGAAAGAGCAGAGACGACAUCGUCCCGGAGGAGGUCCUUAUUCUGCUGUUUCUGAGCUUCGCGGAAACGCACGGCUUCAUCCCAAAAGUCCUGGAUCCGGAUACUCAGGCGGAAAGUCAGGCGAUCAUCAGAGGCAGUCCCUCAACGCCACCAGCAGGUGACCACUCCACGGUUGAUGGAGUUUUGCUGCUGAAGUUCUUUGAACACUUCAGCUCCAUCUCCAAGGAGGAGUUGCUGAAGCUAUCAGACCCGUCGACGAGUGUAUCCCGACCGUUGCUUGAGCACAUCUCCCAGGCUAAAAAGAAGAAGCUGCGAGACAACAUGCUUCACGCCUACCAUGACGUGGCACAGUCCGCCGGAGUGCUCGGCCUCCUCGGUAGGCAGAUGACGACGCCGGGACACCUGGUCCUGAACCUGUCUCGAGAAAGUUUCGGUUCUGUCAUGCACGCGGAAGAGUUCAAUGCGAUUCGCCUUUCGGACAAGACGGGAGCGCAGGUCGCCAUCAGGCGCCGCAUGUUCCGGGACACAGUGGGCCUCAUCCUGGAGGCGUGGGGCGAUCAGGAGGCUCUCAGGCGAGUUGAGGAGGAAGUCGAACAGAUGGAAAUGAAAUCCAAACAUGUUGUUCCUACCUUUUCUCUACAACAUUCGUACGUCGAAGGAGGGCAUACCGUGUUGUUUGAAGGCUAUGCGUCGCCAAGUGGCAAGAUCAGGAUCCAGUCUUAUAACGGGGAAAGAAAUCCUGACCAUGACAAGAAAACAUUGGCCUCGCCUUACCUGUUACCAGGCAGUACAGGAGAGAACGGCGCCGAUUUUGAUUUGUUCCUGAAAACCGUGCGGCGACAGGGUAAGCGUGUAAGUGACGAUCACGACGAAUCAAUGCACGGCGAACUGAGGGCGAUCGCGCGGUACGGCAAUGUGUACAUGUACAACACGUCACACGUGCCGCCAACGAUGACCGUUGAAGAGUUUGACCGUGACCUGAACAAGGGCCACCGGACUGCUGAUGACUUCCUCAGUGGCGCCAAUGCCGACGGCAUGAGAGGUCGGGGUCGUGGCCGAGGGAGGGGGCGAGGACGGGGGAUGGGCAGGGUCACCAACCCCUUUAUGCGUCAUUCGUUUAUCCCGUCCGCGGCCACGAAGGACGUCCUGCAGAAAUUCAUGGAAACGUUCAACUUUGAGGAGUUCACGCGCACAGAGAAAUACAACGUGUCCUGCAGGUUUGAGCGGCGCGUGGAAAACACUUUCAUCCUUGACAAGGAUCUGAAGUUCCUCGAGUACCGGCUGUCCGAUGUGAAGUGGAUGGCGUUGGACCUCAAGCGGCGCCCCAGAAGCAGCAUCCAUCCUUUCGGGACCGACAUCCGCUUCAAAAUUCAAUCACGUCGCAUUCUGAGGGGAGACGAACUCGAGAAGAGCGAGGAGUACAGGAAAUUCUUGGACCCCAACCACAAAGUCUUGGAGCAAGGGCACGGCUACGGUCUUCGAGAUCUCCACGGAGAACCAAGCCUCCAGAUCCACCCUGACUACAGAGGCAAGGUCCACUUUGCCCGGAGAAAGCUCAUCCGUAGGUUCCGGGCAGCUGAUGACGUCCAGCACAGCCGCUUCAGGACGGAUGUAGAGGUGCGCCUGACCGAGGUGUGUGAGUACUCUCGCCCGGACCCCAGCGGACGUUUCAGCAGCGUCAUCCCCGGCCGGCAGGAGGUCACGGUCAUCCCGCCGCUGCCUGACUGGACCAGCCCCGAGGAGGUGGAGACCUUCGCGCGGGAAUAUUGGCAGUUCUGUCUCGAGCUCGGAGACACCUUGUAUCCGUAAAUGUACAUUCGUGUACGUUUGGGGCG